This is a messenger RNA of Homo sapiens (human), 4582 nucleotides long. It is a transcript of the gene COX7A2, whose product is annotated as cytochrome c oxidase subunit 7A2. The record is from RefSeq and is a predicted model, not a curated record. Lineage: Eukaryota; Metazoa; Chordata; Mammalia; Primates; Hominidae. Gene Ontology annotation, cellular component: mitochondrial inner membrane; respiratory chain complex IV. The coding region runs from base 3980 to 4327 and encodes 115 amino acids. The transcript is spliced from 5 exons. Gene Ontology annotation, biological process: oxidative phosphorylation; mitochondrial electron transport, cytochrome c to oxygen.
GAGAGCAGGUUAUAAAAUGUGUCUUAUCAGACUUAAAAGAGUGCCUGGCUCUUAGUUGAUUAUCUCCUGGAUCUGGAAAGGGGAAAGGAGAUUCUCUAUAGAAUGCGGAUUUUUCCCACAAGAAACUUUGUAGGGCAAUUUCAAGAUAUGGCAGAGAGACAUGUUUUGGGGUAAAACAUUUUGAUUUUCUUCCUCCUUAUGCCAGAGUCACAUGGGAAAGUAAGUCAUAAUAUACAGGGUUAAAUAAAACCCAUCUGAUGAGAAUUUGUGGUUUGUAGGGCAGGACUCCCCAGACCCUUUAGAUAUGAAUUUGGGCAAGAUAAAAAAAAAAAUCAGAGAUUAGUCCUCAUUCAUAUGUUUUAUGAAAUUGUUUAUCAUAAGGACUUUAGAGUCAGAGAAAAAGAUCAUUAGGAGUUAGUCUAACUAAAGUUUAAUGAUGAAAAGACUGAGGCUUGCAAUUAAAGUAUUUAAUAAUAAACUAAUACAGCAACUAAGAUAGCAACUGUUUCCUGAUGUCCAAAAGUGACUCAGAAUAUGAUAAAGUAUGGAAUUAUAUUGAAAUGUUAUCUUUUACCUAACCAGUAGUUUGUAACAUUAAAGUUCACAUGAAACUGUUCUAUAUUUUUAUAAAAUUGGAAGUUGGUUAAGCAUGGCUCUAGAAUUAACAGAUGUGUGUACGCACACACACACAACCAAAUCACACAAAACUAUUCUGGCUUCCCUCUGUUUUUGUUACUUAUCGAUUCUAUAGGCAGGAUCAAAGUCAGGGUUAUCUUGUCUGCUAAAAAGCAGACAAGGAAAAAAAGGAAAAAAAAGAUUGGGUAACUGUCCUCUGGUAACUUUGCAUCAGUAAUUAUGAGAUAUUUUCACUUAGUACUUUCGCAUCUGAUGUCCAUCUUACUGACGAGACUUAAACCAUUACCUACCUCAGGUUUCCCAGAUAUUUCCCACAUAUUCCCCCUGCCAAUUUUGUUAUACUGUUACAAAACCCUCCGGAGUAAGUAUUUUCCGAAAGAACCAUUUUCUAAUUUUCUAACAUUACAAAAGAGCAAGGAUAAAAGAACCCCAAACUGAUGUUUUGGAAAGCAUUCUACUUUGAAAGUAACUUCUGGUUCAGAGGAUGAAUUUUAAAAUGUGGUAAUGUUUCUGGUGUGCCUGGGAAGAUGCAAUAAAGUUUGUUAGGUACGCAGGCAAAUUUCAGUCAUUUGUAUGUCAGGAUAAUCACAACUUACAGAAAAGGAGCAAGAAGAUAAUGAAUGAGGAACCCUGGGACUGAAAACAUUUGGAGGGAGCACAAGUACUAAGACAGAUGUUUUGAAUUUUUAUACUCAAUAGUCCAUUCUUUUGUGCAGGAUACAGUUCAUUCAUUUAACCAAUGUAUAUUGAGCAUUUUCUAUGUGCCAAUUACUAUUCUAGAUGCCAGGGAUACAUGAGUAAACACAACCGAGUUUAGAGCAGAGUCAUAUGAUCCAGCUUAAGUUCUUAAAAGAAUCAUUGCUGUGUGGAAGAUAGUGGAAGAGUGGAAACAGGGAAACCCGUUAAAAAGGCUUUUGACAUAAUCUGAACAAGAGAUGAUGAUGGCUUGGCCAACAGUAGUAGUACUGUUGGAGAUAAUGAGAAGUGGUUCAAUUCAGAUUAUAUUUUGAAGGUGCAGCCAAUAGAAAUUUUUAAUAAAUUGGUUUAUAGAGUAUGAUAGAAAACAAAGUUUAAGGCUUGAAAUAAGGAAAAUUGCAGAGGAGAAAGUUGGGGAAUAAGGAGUGGAAAGUAGAAUUCAGUUUUGUUUGUAAGUUUGAGAUGCGCAUUAGCCAUCUAGGUGGAGAUGUCUCAAGUUAAUGGGAAAGGCCAGGCGAGAGAUAAGUGAGAGUUGUCAGCACAUGAAUAGUUUUUCUUUCCUAAAACAAUUCUUUCUUCAUACAAUCUACAGGAAGUGGGAGUAGUAGUUCAAUGUUAGAUGAAAUCACAAAAUGGAUGAAUGUAGAAAAAAGGUGAGAAACUGAAAUUUUAGAGGUUUAAGAGGAUAAGGAUCCAGGAAAGGAAAGUAAAAGGAGCAGCCACUAAAAUAGGAGAACCACCGAAGGAGUACUAUGGAAGCCACUUUAAGACCAUGCUUCAAACUAUCAUAUUCUUUCUUACAUGUAUGGUUUACCUCCAAAUUAAAAAGUAAAAGUAUAUGGUGAGGGACGGAUUAACUAUGUUAAAUGCUGCUAAUAGAUGGAGAAGGUGAAAAUUGAGAUUGACAGUUUAUUUAGCAACCUGGAAGCUAUUGGUGAUUCUAAACAAGAGCAGUAAAAGCCUGCCCAAAAUGGGAUCAAAAAAAGAUUAGGAGGAGGAGAAGGAGAGACAAGUAUAAAGAAAUCUAUAGGAUGGUAACGGUAAUCAAAGGAGUUUGUUCGUUUGUUUUUAAUUUGGGAAUGUGUUAAUAGAUGGAAUGAUCCAGUAAAGGGGGAAAUUGUACUGAAUAACAUGCAUACAAGAAUCUAUGUCUACUUUAGGAUCUAUUUAAUGUGAAUUCAUGGCUUUUUUUUUUUUUUUGAUAUGAAGUCUCACUCUGUCGCCCAGGCUGGAGUGCAGUGGAGCGAUCUUGGCUCACUGCAAGCUCCACCUUCUGGGUUCACGCCAUUCUCCUGCCUCAACCUCCUGAGUAGCUGGGACUACAGGCGCCCGCCACCACGCCCGCCUUAUUUUUUGUAUUUUUAGUAGAGACAGGGUUUCACGGCUUUAGCCAAGAUGGUCUGGAUCUCCUGACCUCAUGAUCCGCCCGCCUCGGCCUCCCAAAGUACUGGGAUUACAGGCGUGAGCCACUGCGCCUGGCCUCAUGGCUCUUUUUGGACAGGGUCAUAAGCUUCUUAGAUCUGUCACCCAAUGUAAUUAAUUGAUGUAUUGGUUAAUACUGUCUUUAGCAGUGCUAGGGGAUUGGUAAGAAAUCCACAUCAUCUCUGCGCUUGGGAAAUUUACAAUCUAGAGUUGGCUAAGUGGAGAAAACAUAAGAGAGCACAUACAACUAACAAAUUCAGAUUAUGGACAAUGUACUUAAAAAACCCCCACGCCCUAGCUAUUGGCACGUGGUAAUUUUGCCCAGAGUUUUGGUUAUAUGCAUAAUCCAGAGGGGUGUAGAAAACCAGGUCCUUUCAGUACCAAUCUAAGGAAGACAUGAAUUGGGGUGUUUAUAAACCUUGGUGAGGAAGAGAAUUUUAACUGGGACUGGUAACUUGGUGGGCCCAUUGACAUACAGUAGAUUGUGAAGAAGAAAACCCCAAGGAUUAUAAGGAAUAGUUUUAAUAUUACUAAUUUUUAUCCUUUGCUGAAACUAUGGGUUUCUUAUUUGAAAUGGCAAUCAAAUAAUUUGUAAGAGUUUGUAGAAAGUGGAAAGAUUAUUGUAAUACAGGGUAGAUAUUUGCAUUUGUACAUACUUGAGGGUAAGUACAAGAAAUAAACACUUGUAAUGGGGAUUACUUAAGCAAAAUGGAUGACACCGACAGCCUUUCUGUACAACAAAUAAUUGCUGUGCUUCUCUACUCCAGUAAUGAAUGUAGUGCCCUGCUGGAUCUGGGACAGCAAGACUUUUGAGUCCAGAUUCGCCAUCCCAUUUCUUGUUCCCUAACGUUUCCUCAGAAGCGAGCGAGCCUCUUCCACAAUUUGGGGACACUGUGGAAGAACUUCUUGCUUGGGGAGUUCUGCAGCAGUCGAAGGUACAAGAAUAUAAAAACUGGUAUCUCGACACAGCUCUUACAGCAUAUUCUCAACACAAGGAACAGUAAUGUGCCGCAGCAAUUCCUUCGGUGGAAAAAACUGACUGUAUCCGCCCUUAGCUCCAGGGACCAGCCUACUGAACAUCGAAAAGGUCAGGAACGAGAUCACGGGACUGAGACGGCGAGCCGGCUAGAGCGGAUAGAGCCGUACUGCCGCUCUAGUUUUUCUUUUGCUCUCUAUGGUUAGGAGCGCAAGCCUCUCUUCGGCCCGGAAAGAUUUAAGUUCGUGAAUGCAUACGCAAGACUCGGAGGUAGUUCCGGUUCCGGCGUGGCCAUUUUCGUUGGUGGUGUUCAGUUGUGGCGGUUGCUGGUCAGUAACAGCCAAGAUGCUGCGGAAUCUGCUGGCUCUUCGUCAGAUUGGGCAGAGGACGAUAAGCACUGCUUCCCGCAGGCAUUUUAAAAAUAAAGUUCCGGAGAAGCAAAAACUGUUCCAGGAGGAUGAUGAAAUUCCACUGUAUCUAAAGGGUGGGGUAGCUGAUGCCCUCCUGUAUAGAGCCACCAUGAUUCUUACAGUUGGUGGAACAGCAUAUGCCAUAUAUGAGCUGGCUGUGGCUUCAUUUCCCAAGAAGCAGGAGUGACUUCAGUCAUCCCAGCAAUCGCUUGGUUCAGUUUCAUUCAGCUCUCUAUGGACCAGUAAUCUGAUAAAUAACCGAGCUCUUCUUUGGGGAUCAAUAUUUAUUGACUUGUAGUAACUGCCACCAAUAAAGCAGUCUUUACCAUGCUUUGUCUGAUUUUAUCACUUUAUGCCAAUAAUUUCAACUUUUGGUCAGCCUUGUAAAUCUUAGGUAAGGAUCAAAGAAAUGAUUCUUUUGCCACUAAACUUGUGAAAGCAA